Molecule: messenger RNA, 2751 nt
Organism: Dunckerocampus dactyliophorus (ringed pipefish)
Lineage: Eukaryota; Metazoa; Chordata; Actinopteri; Syngnathiformes; Syngnathidae
Gene: prkacbb
Product: protein kinase, cAMP-dependent, catalytic, beta b
Exons: 10
Coding region: 470-1525 (351 amino acids)
Biological process (GO): peptidyl-serine phosphorylation
Cellular component (GO): cAMP-dependent protein kinase complex; nucleus
Molecular function (GO): cAMP-dependent protein kinase activity; ATP binding
Source: RefSeq, a predicted model, not a curated record
AAUUGCCCUUAAUGCAUAAUGCCCAUUCAAUGUGGCAUUAUAAAGGUACAAAACAGUGCUAAUACUUUUGGCUUAAUGUCUUUAAACGACUUUCAAAUUUAAUUACAACGAAGAGUGUUGUGUCCUGGAGGCAUAGCGGUCCUGGCGAGAGACUGCCGGGCGGGGGGGAGUGUUUCCCAGGCAGGCGGAGCAGCAGCACCAGUGACCGCUAGCUUGAUGUCAGCCACACAAUAGUGGAAACCUUUCACGGAGAAAAGAGCGAGGGUGGACGGCAGAUGAAGAGCGAGGACCACUGCUGGUUGGGACAUUGUCUUCCUUUUCGUUUGGGCCAGCAACACAUUUAAACAACAGCGACCAUUACUUUGUUUGUGGAACGGAGCAAGCGCUGCAGGGAGGUUAGCUAGCGAGCUAGCCAGCCAGCCACCGCCAUCUCUCUCUACGUCGGAGCCACCGCCGUGCGUCUUCCACGAUGGGGAACGCUGCCACCGCCAAGAAGGGCAACGAGCUCGAGAGCGUGAAAGAGUUUCUAGCCAAAGCCAAAGAAGAUUUUUUGCGGAAAUGGGAAUGCCCGCCACAGAGCACGACGUGCCUCGAUGACUUUGACAGAUUAAAGACGCUGGGGACCGGCUCAUUUGGGAGAGUCAUGCUGGUGAAACACAAAGGAACAGAGCAGUACUUUGCCAUGAAAAUUCUGGACAAACAGAAGGUGGUGAAACUUAAACAAAUAGAACACACGUUAAACGAGAAGAGGAUAUUACAAGCUGUCAGCUUCCCCUUCCUCGUCAAACUUGAGUACUCAUUUAAGGACAACUCCAAUUUGUACAUGGUGAUGGAGUAUGUUCCAGGAGGAGAGAUGUUCUCACACUUAAGGCGGAUUGGAAGGUUCAGCGAACCACACGCACGCUUUUAUGCCGCCCAGAUAGUGCUGACAUUCGAGUACCUCCAUUCACUAGAUCUCAUCUACAGAGAUCUGAAACCCGAGAACCUUCUCAUCGACCACCACGGCUACAUUCAGGUGACAGACUUUGGGUUUGCCAAGCGGGUAAAAGGCAGAACUUGGACGUUGUGCGGCACACCAGAGUACCUGGCCCCAGAAAUUAUUCUCAGCAAAGGUUACAACAAAGCUGUGGACUGGUGGGCCCUCGGGGUGCUCAUUUAUGAAAUGGCAGCUGGUUACCCUCCAUUCUUUGCUGACCAGCCCAUUCAGAUCUACGAGAAGAUUGUGUCCGGCAAGGUCCGCUUCCCCUCCCACUUCAGCUCGGACCUGAAGGAUCUGUUGAGGAACCUGCUGCAAGUGGACCUGACUAAACGCUUCGGCAACCUGAAGAACGGCGUAAACGACAUCAAAGGACACAAAUGGUUCGCCACAACAGACUGGAUCGCAGUCUACGAGAGGAAGGUGGAGGCCCCAUUCAUACCAAAGUGCAGAGGCCCCGGCGACACCAGCAACUUCGACGACUACGACGAGGAGGACAUCCGCGUUUCCAUAACGGAAAAAUGCGUGAAGGAGUUUGCGGAGUUUUAAGACAGACGGCACUGUCGGGGGAUAAUAUAAGGGGAUCUUUGCACUCUUCUAAAGACUUGGAAUGGAGACUUGGAGACCAUGUUUUCCUCCACCUCCCCCCCCUCUUCUUUCCCUUUCCCGGCUCUAUGACACAAUCUCUCACACAGCUCAAUGAUUUUGCCAUGAUCCUUGGGUGCCGAUAACCUCUCACUGUCACCUACACCUGCAUAUUAAAGCAGACGCACCACUUUCUUUUUUUUUUCUUUUUUUUUUUUAACCCAUCCACUUUUUAUUUUGUACUUUUGAAGGUCUUGGAUGUUGUCCUGCCCUUUUAAACCAUGACGGACAACGUGCAACAAGGCAGCUUGUUAGCAGUGGUUCCACUUCCACGUUACAUGGGCUCCUGUUAAGUUCAUGGCCGGUAGCUUCUCGUCCCGUGUGUGCAUACAGUAUCUGUCCGUUUUGUAAGACGUUUGAACACUCUUGAGUGUUUUAAGAGCAUGACUGAAUAGCAAAACUGUGGGUGACACAAGAAGAAGGAGAGGUUCCUCCUUCCUUUCUUUGCUUUUGCCUUAGAGAGCCCAGCAAAAGCGUUGAUCCUCCUCGGUAUUCCGACCCAGGCCAGCAAGCCAUCGCUGAGAAUAACCAACCUUGUUAAAUUAUUAGUAUAACGCAAUACAUUUGUCAUUUGUUGCUCUUUUUUUGUCACUGUGUCUGCUCUUUUAGUCCUAUUUUUUUUCCUAGAUUUCAGGUCUGCUCAUAAAGACCCUUUGUUACAAUACAAUGUGACUUCUGUAAAUCUAAAAGGAAGUGAAAAGAAAUCCUUUUAAGCUUUUUAUGAAGUGUAAAAGGUGAGAAAAGUCAAUGUGAAUAGCGUUGAAGCUUCACGCCUCAACAUGGUUGGUGAAACCUUUAAAAAAAAUAUCAUGUGCAGAAUCAUUUAUUGAUUUUGAGAAUUUAAUAAACAUGAAACUGCAGCUUUUUUGUUACCACCAGUGAAUGAUUGUUUUUGUUUUCAUUUUCUUUCUUUAAAGGAAUGUGGAUUGCAAUUUAUAGGUGUGCAUAUUUGAUGGCGUGAUUAUCAAGGUACAGUUUUCCUCACAAAUACACUGGCUCAAGUAAAGAACUGCUCCUUUGUAACACCAUGUAACCCUGUUACUGUUCAGCUCAUAUACGUAUAUGCAUUGUUUCAUAUGUUUUAUUUAUACACAUUAGAGAUGCUAAUAAAUUUUAUUUUUAAAAGUGUU